AUGUACUGUCUCGCUUCUCACUGCUUUCUCUGUUUCUCUUUUGCCGAAUCCAUUAACACACCAUUUCUCCCCCUCGACCGACUGCCUCCGAAUCCCGGCUGGCGUUCAUGGGCUCUCUGGAAAUUGUCUUCACUGCCAAGAAUUGUAUUUAGUGCUUUAUAUCGCAUUUCCUGCUCCACACCCAUGCUACCGCCAACCCCACUCAGAUCCUCUUUCCUCGGAAUCUGCGCCAGCCUUCCCCUUGCCAGCCGUUUUGCUUGCCACCUUUACGCCUCUAACCCAAUACUAAUCAUUCAAAUGGCUUGCGCCUCUUCUUUGUCCCUCCUAUGCUUUACCAUGUCUAUCCGAAGUGGCAAAUUUGUCAGUCUCGUUCGGCAAAUAGACCAAGGCGGUUCCGACACAGAAAAUAAGGAGGGUGAAGAAGAGGACAACGAUGAGACUAUGCAAGUGGAAAGAGAAAUCGUUCUUCGAGUUCGACAAAGGGACGGGCAGCAAACGCAGGUGGAACCUUUGAGUUCAUCCAAUUGUCAAAAGCAACGAAUUCGCAUCGUCUACGAGGGUUCACAGGAGAGUGACUCCACCAAGCAGCACCCCAACGGAGAGCUCCCAGGUGAGCAGAGUCUGCUUACCGACAUGGAUCUGUAUCCUAUAGACUUUUCCGUGUUGAACUAUUCCGGAUGA
Molecule: messenger RNA, 681 nt
Organism: Protopolystoma xenopodis
Lineage: Eukaryota; Metazoa; Platyhelminthes; Monogenea; Polystomatidea; Polystomatidae
Source: the annotation of a GenBank genome assembly